Trichoplusia ni (cabbage looper) is the source of this 2703-nucleotide messenger RNA. RefSeq names its product pre-rRNA processing protein FTSJ3-like. The coding region runs from base 110 to 2656 and encodes 848 amino acids. The transcript is spliced from 9 exons. Lineage: Eukaryota; Metazoa; Arthropoda; Insecta; Lepidoptera; Noctuidae. Gene Ontology annotation, biological process: rRNA methylation; maturation of LSU-rRNA from tricistronic rRNA transcript (SSU-rRNA, 5.8S rRNA, LSU-rRNA); maturation of 5.8S rRNA from tricistronic rRNA transcript (SSU-rRNA, 5.8S rRNA, LSU-rRNA). The record is from RefSeq and is a predicted model, not a curated record. Gene Ontology annotation, molecular function: rRNA (uridine-2'-O-ribose)-methyltransferase activity; rRNA (guanine) methyltransferase activity. Gene Ontology annotation, cellular component: nucleolus; nucleus; preribosome, large subunit precursor.
GUGUGACAGCUUCACUCUCAUAACCUUAAAAUGAAAAUGGUUGUACAUGUGUAGUUGUAAACACGUUAUAGUUAUUUAUUUAUAGUUGUGGUCCUCGUCUUCUCUCAAGAUGGGGAAAAAAACUAAAGUAGGAAAACAGCGAAAAGAUAAAUAUUAUCAACUAGCGAAAGAAACAGGUUAUAGGUCUCGAGCCGCAUUCAAAUUAAUUCAAUUAAACCGUAAAUUUGGGUUUCUUCAAAAGUCUCGAGUAUGUAUCGACUUAUGUGCUGCGCCUGGUGGGUGGAUGCAGGUAGCGCACCAGAACAUGCCACUUUCCAGUGUGGUCAUCGGUGUCGACUUGUUUCCAAUCAAACCAGUUCCAGGCUGUAUCGGGCUCACUGAGGACAUUACCACAGAAAAAUGUAAAACAGCCAUAAAAAAAGAAAUAAAAACAUGGAAGGCUGACGUCGUGCUAAACGAUGGUGCUCCAAAUGUUGGUCUUAACUGGAUUCAUGACGCGUAUCAGCAAGCUUGUCUUACACUUAGUGCCCUGAAAUUAGCCACACAUUUCUUAAGAGAAGGGGGAUGGUUUGUGACCAAAGUUUUUAGGUCAAAAGACUACCAUGCAUUGCUGUGGGUGUUAAAACAGUUUUUCAAGAAAGUUCAUGCAACAAAGCCGCAGGCGUCCCGUAAUGAGUCAUCUGAAAUAUUUGUGGUGUGUCAGGGCUAUAUUGCUCCUGAUACCAUUGAUCCAAAGUUUCUUGAUCCCAAGAGUGUGUUUGAAGAUUUGGAUAUUGUGAAGAAGCAGCAUUUGAAUAUUAUGCAUCCUGAGAAACAAAAGAAGGCUAAGGCCGAAGGGUAUCUGGAAAAUGAUUACACCACUCACCAUAAAGUUUUACUUUCACAAUUCUUGAAACCAGAUCAGGAUCCUAUAGAUUUACUGCAAGGAUGCUCUGAGAUUGUUAUAGAUGAUAAAUCUAUUUUAGAAAAUCCUAAGACCACUGAGGAAAUUAAGGAGUGCUGUAAAGAUAUCAAAGUUCUUGGUAGAAAGGAUCUGAAAGCUUUGCUCACCUGGUUCAAGCAAAUGAAGGAGUUGAAGGCUUCACAGGAAGAGAAAACAGAAGAAAAAGAAGAUGGCAAUGAAGAAACAAAGGAAGAUGCAGAUGAUGAGAAAGAUGGAGAAGAUGAUGUUGAUGCUGAGAUUGCUGGAUUACAGGAUGAAGAAAGACGCCAAUCAAAACGCAAGAGAAAACAACUUAAUAAACAGAGACAAAAGCUAGCAGAGAAAAUGAAUCUGAAAAUGGUACUCAAAGGAGAUGGUGGGCCUAUUCUUGAGAGCAAUGAUAUGUUCCAGCUAUCUGACAUUAAAAAUGCUGAGGAACUGGCGCGCAUGGUAGACCAGCAACCUGACAUAGUUGCAGAACAAAGUGAAGAUUCAGAUGACGAAUUCAAAGUAAAACAGAAAUACAUGAAAUAUGACACAGAGUCAUCUAAACUGGAUUCAUCAGGAGCAUAUUACAAGGACUCAGACAGCGAACUGGAAAUGGAAUCGGAUUCUGAUAAUGAACAAGAUAAGGAGACACUAGCAUUUUCUGAUUCGGAUACUGAAAAUAAGAAAAUCGCCAAACUUACAAAACUCAACACUCUGCAAAAUGCUAAGGUUCCUAAAUCUAAGGCUAUUCCCAAGAAUCACCCACUUUUGACUGACUUGGAUAAUACUGACUCAGUCUCCAGACGCUCUUUGAAAGCAGAUCUAUGGUUCCAGAAAGAUAGUUUCAAAGAUAUUGAUGAAGAUGAUGACGAAGGCGUAGAUUUAGAUAAAUUAGCAGAAACUUAUGUAGAGAAAGGUAAAAAAGUUGCUGAGGAAGGCAAACCAGCUAACUUGAAAAAUGGAUUGAAAAGGAAACUGGAUGAAGAGAGCUCUGAUGAUGAUUCUUCGGACAGUGAUUACGACGUCGAGAACAAUGUAGCUCCCAGCACCGGAAAAGCUGGCGCUAAGUCCAACAAGAAAGAUGGGUUUGAAGUAGUUCCAGAAGACCCUGAGUUAAAAAGGCUGAAGAAAACUCUCAAAAUGGACGCGGAGACACUUGCAUUAGGGACAAUGAUAGCUACUUCAAAGAAGUUCAAAAGGGACUUGAUUGACGAUGGCUGGAAUCGUUAUGCCUUUAAUGACAAAAAUUUGCCAGACUGGUUUGUGGAAGAUGAGAAAAAGCACAUGAAAAAGGAAAUCAUUGUACCAGAGAAAUACACAGAAGAAUAUAAAACCAAACUACAAGACAUCAAUGCUAGGCCGAUAAAGAAAGUGAUAGAAGCUAAAGCAAGAAAGAAGAAGCGUACUAUUAAAAAAAUGGAGCGUGCCAAGAAGAAGGUUGAGGCUGUUAUGGAAAACGCUGACAUGUCAGAGAGAGAGAAAGCGCAACAAAUCAAACAUUUGUACAAGAAGGCGCAGACAGAUGGAAAAAAGAAAGUCACUUAUGUAGUUGCCAAGAAACAUACAAGUGCUAAGAGGAUGAAGAGACCUCAAGGAGUUAAGGGUCAUUACAAAGUGGUCGAUUCUCGUAUGAAGAAAGAUUUGCGCGCACAAAAAGCCAAGGAAAAGACAAAAGGGCGAGGCAAGAAAGGAAAACCGAAGACCCACAAACCUCCUCCCAAAAAGAAAGGAAAGAAGGCUAAAUAACUAAGUUUAAUGUGAUGUUAAAUAUAUUCUAUAAAACUCCCAAUGGA